This is a messenger RNA of Capsaspora owczarzaki ATCC 30864, 2685 nucleotides long. RefSeq names its product endo-beta-N-acetylglucosaminidase. NCBI's taxonomy places the organism in Eukaryota, Filasterea, Ministeriida, Capsasporidae. The record is from RefSeq and is a predicted model, not a curated record. Gene Ontology annotation, molecular function: mannosyl-glycoprotein endo-beta-N-acetylglucosaminidase activity. The transcript has a single exon. Gene Ontology annotation, cellular component: cytoplasm. Gene Ontology annotation, biological process: protein deglycosylation. The coding region runs from base 41 to 2458 and encodes 805 amino acids.
CAGUUUAGUUUUUCGCUCCAGUUACAUCCAGAAGUCGAAAAUGGACUCUGCUGCCACACCGAUGCUGCUUCAGCCGCCACGAAUCUACCCACUAAGCACGCUUGAUGAAUUAUUGCAAUGGAAGUGCCCGCGCAUGCCAUGGGAAGGAGCGACUACGGACGAUGAAGCCGAGUUGCGAGCACCCAAUCCCAAUCCCAAUCCCGAUCCAGCGAACGCGGCCACUCUGGCAAACCACAAGAAGGCAGACGCAUGGCAUCGUGCUUGGGUUUGCUAUGCCGCAGAGAGCACGUGGGACGCUCCGUCGACGACUGCGGGCGACGUGGACGGAUUGCGGCCAAAACGCAAUGCAAGUCCACCCGCGCGCCGUUCGCUGCUGGUCUGCCACGACAUGAUGGGAGGAUACCUCGAUAGUGAUGCGCUGGUCCAAGGCCAGCCACGCAGCGCUGUUCGGAACCUUAACGAGCCCAGCUACAACAUGGUGCAUUGGCAGACAGUCGACCAAUUUGUCUACUUUUCGCACCAUCUCGUCACCAUUCCGCCGCCUGGCUGGACGAAUGCUGCUCACAAGCAUGGCGUCCAAGUCCUGGGCACGUUCAUCACCGAGUGGGGCGAUGGGGCAAAGCUGUGCAAGACCAUGCUGGCCAAUCGCGACGUGAUGGUGCAGGCGGCCAACAACCUCGCUGCCAUCGCCCAGUUCCAUGGCUUUGAUGGCUGGCUCGUCAAUAUCGAAAACCCCAUUGCCGAGCAGGACAUUCCGAUGCUCGUGGACUUUGUGACCCACCUCAAGAUUGCUGUAAAGCGCGUCCUUCCCAGCGCUGUCGUCAUGUGGUACGAUUCCGUCACCACCGACGGGCACUUGUCCUGGCAAAACGCCCUCAACCGGAACAACAAGGUGUUUUUCGAUGCUGCAGAUAGCAUCUUUCUCAACUAUGGCUGGACGCUUCGCGGUCUGCGGGAAUCUUCAUCCGCGGCUGCCGGCUCGAGCAACUCUUCCCCGCAUGACGUAUUUGUGGGCGUGGAUGUCUUUGGGCGCGGCUGCCGUGGUGGAGGCGGCUUCAAUGUGACAGAAGCCUUGGAGGUCAUCCGGGAGCACAACCUCUCUGCUGCCGUAUUCGCACCGGGCUGGGUCUAUGAAAACCUCGACAAGGCGAAGCUUUGCGAGCACCAGCAUCGAUUCUGGGCAAGUGUGGCUGCUGCGCAUGGCGAGCCACUCCGACCAAUCUCGGCGCUUCCGUUUCUGAGCACCUUUGACAACGGCCACGCAGAUCCCUUGGCAGUCCAAGAACCACACCACACUCACGCCGCACCUUACAUGCAUCUCAGUGCUCAGACCGUUCAGCCAUCCUUCCUUCCGUUGGUGUUUUCUCAUGGCGCCAAGGAGUCUCCCAACGUGACCAAGGCGCUUCAGCUUGCCGCGAGACAGAUGGGCGAGCCUUGGGGAGUAGACGCAAGUGAAUGGCUCGCGAGUGUUGCGCAUCCAGAUGUGCUUCAAUCUGCCUUUCAGAGCUGCAGGCCAUUUGAUGGUAUCUCGGGCGGUCUUCAAAUCUGUGGCACGUUGCAUGCAGCUCGUAUUGAACGGCCAGCGACAGGCACGGAAACGCUGGACGUUCACUUCUUCUUGCGCGAUCAUUCGCGCACACUCCGCCUGUUCAAGACUGACUUCAACAUGGAGCUUGAAUUGACUGUUGGCGUCGCCAUCGCGGGAACCUUGGAGCAGCUCGACGUCUACCUCCAGCUCUUGACCGACUCCAGCGUGCAAAGCCGGUAUCUUGAUCUCUCGCGCCACUUGGUGCUCAAUGGCCUAGAGGUGCCUGCCGGUGAAACAGUUCAGCUCACGCCCAACUCUGCCAUCACGCAGCCGCGCAAGUCCGCACAGCGGCCAGGUGGCUGGACGUUGCUCGAGUUUGAGCUGGGCGGUGAUACGAUCGGGCGUGUCUGCGAAAUGCGCCUUGUUGUGACCCCACGUUUCAGUCAGCCGUCAGCGUCAGAGGCGUCAUCAUCACUCGCCGCUGUGGAACCAAUCCACUUUCAACUUGGCAUGGUCAACGUCGCUCCAAAAGCCUACCUCUCGCAGGAGAAUGCAGCGUUUGGCCUCGCGCCCGUCCAGCCCGGCGCGUUCCAUUCUUGGAAUGUAUCCCUCGCCAGUCCCCUUCGGGCGACCUCCGAUGCGCUUGGCUUUGAUGUCCAGUGGCAGCCUUCGGCAUGGCUCCUUCAGCGCACUGCAUCCACGCCGCAGCAGCUCGCGCAACUCGUCCACGCCUUUGAAGUGGAAGCUUCAUUCUUUGUUCCCGGCCAGCCCCCAUCAAGCUCGGUCACUCUCGGCCGGGCGUACGCCUGGAAGUUCCGUGUUUCGAAUCUGGCCAUUCCCCGCGGCACGACUCAAGUGCGUGUUACCGUCCGAGGCAUAUCUCGCGUCCUUUCUGAAGCUGGUGCCGGCCAUCUCAUCAUCCUCGUUUAAGUCGGGAUCCAGCCAUUUUUUGGAGGAGAAUGAUUCGAUCUUGCCAUUGUACAGUUACGUUCGAGUUCAUAAGAACGCCCAAAGCAACAAAGAGCAGGCAGGGGCAUUUGCAGUGGCUCACAUCGUGUCGAGUUCAUCAUCUUCCAGUUCAAUCGUUGCUAUUGCAUUGCGUGCUUAUUCCAAUAGUUAUUUAUUUUAUUUUAUUUUGUUUUCUCCCACAAUCCAGU